Nestor notabilis (Kea) is the source of this 1087-nucleotide messenger RNA. RefSeq names its product chromosome unknown open reading frame, human C9orf41 (gene CARNMT1). The transcript is spliced from 7 exons. The record is from RefSeq and is a predicted model, not a curated record. Gene Ontology annotation, molecular function: S-adenosylmethionine-dependent methyltransferase activity. NCBI's taxonomy places the organism in Eukaryota, Metazoa, Chordata, Aves, Psittaciformes, Psittacidae. The coding region runs from base 4 to 996 and encodes 330 amino acids.
AAUAUGCACGAGCGAGUGAACAGAACUGAAAGGCAGUUUAAAUCUCUCCCAGCUAACCAACAGAGUCUCCUUCCUCAAUACCUUCCUCAUCUUGACAAGAUUCGGAAAUGCAUUGACCAUAAUCAAGAGAUACUACAGACCAUUGUGAAAGACUGCACUCAUAUGUUUGAAAAUAAGGAAUAUGGAGAAGACGGAAGAGGGAAGAUUACACCAGCUUCAACAUUUGACAUGGAUAAAUUAAAAUCCACUUUGAAACAAUUUGUGAGAGACUGGAGUGAAGAGGGAAAGCCUGAGAGAGAGUCCUGCUACCAGCCAAUCAUUAGUGAAAUCAUAAAGAACUUUCCAAAAGAAAGAUGGGAUUUCUCCAAAGUUAAUAUCCUGGUACCUGGUGCUGGGCUAGGUAGAUUGGCGUGGGAAAUAGCUAAGCUCGGUUAUGCUUGCCAAGGAAAUGAGUGGAGCCUCUUUAUGCUCUUUUCUUCUAACUUUGUACUCAACAGAUGUUCUGAAAUUAACUCAUGUAAGCUUUAUCCCUGGAUUCAUCAGUUUAGCAAUAACAGAAGAUCUGCUGAUCAGAUACGUCCAAUUUAUUUCCCUGAUGUUGAUCCUCACAGUCUUCCUCCUGGUUCAAACUUCUCUAUGACAGCAGGGGAUUUUCAAGAAAUUUAUUCUGAGUGCAAUACGUGGGACUGCAUAGCAACUUGCUUUUUCAUAGAUACAGCACAUAAUGUUAUUGAUUACAUUGAUACUAUAUGGAAAAUACUGAAGCCUGGCGGAAUAUGGAUAAAUGUAGGUCCUCUCCUUUACCACUUUGAAAACUUGGGAAAUGAACUUUCUAUAGAAUUAAGUUAUGAGGAUAUAAGAACUGUUAUACUAAAAUAUGGAUUCCACAUAGAGGUGGAGGAAGAAUCCGUACUGUCGACUUACACUGUGAAUGAACUCUCCAUGAUGAAAUACUACUACGAAUGUGUGUUGUUUGUGGUGAGAAAACCAGAAUAGAAGUGGUCUGAAUAGUUUAAUAGGAAAAAAAAAAUGUUGUCUUGAAAGCUCGAAGUGAGAAUCAAAUGGACUAGGUGAUGUCUGGACACAA